CUUCAGUUUUUUUAUUUUUCUCAUUUCUAGCACUCACAGAGGUCCUUUUCUCAAGAAAAAUAAAAUUAAUAUUUAAUAUUUAAAAAAAAAAAAAAGAGAAAAACCCACAGAGUUUUCUUCUCCGGCGCCUGAAAAUAUCUGUGGCGAUCACUCCGGCGAGAUUGAUUGAGCAGGGGGCUUUUUCGAGCUGUGAGCUUUGAGCUUUUUGCAUGGUUAAUGUCAGUGGCUUUAGUGGGCGAAAUAGUGCAGUAAAUGCUAAAGAGGGUUCUGAGAGUGUGGAAAAGAAACUGAAACUUGAUUGUGUGUGGGGGGGAGCGAGUUCGUUGAGUGAAGCUGAGGCGACUCGCUGAGCCUUUUUUUUUCCUUGAAAAAUGUCUUUUCAACCCAAAAGCUUUUGGAUGCCUCGAGAUGCUGGAUGUCUCACUGAUGGUGAUAUGGGGUAUGAUAAUUCCCCCAGAAUUGAAGCAAAGCGGGGUCAGUGGUUUAUGGAUGCCCAUGGACCAGAAUCGUUCAGCAACAAGAAGCAAGCAAUGGAGGCUGUUAAUGGCAGACCAGUUUCAGGAGUUCCACAUAUGAAUAUUUUGCCAUGGGAUAAUUCUUCUGGUUUUCAGUCAGUUCCAGGGCAAUUUUCCGACCGCCUGUUUGGAUCUGAACCGUUACGGACUGUUAAUCUGGUCGAUAGGAACAUUUCGUCUAUUGGCAGUGGAAACAUGAAUAUCGCAAGAAAGGAUUUUGAGAAUCAAUAUGGAAACAAUCCAUCAGUGGGUUUGUCAAUUUCUCAUACCAUGGAAGAUCCCUCUUCAUGUAUCAAUUUUGGUGGUAUCAGAAAAGUUAAGGUCAAUCAAGUUCGGGACUCUGACAAUGUUUUGUCUCCAUCUAUGGGAAACUCGUAUAGUAGAGGAGACAAUAACACAAUUCAAGUGGGUACCACCUUUAAUAAGACUGAUAACAAUGCCAUUUCACUGGGUCCUACUUAUAACAAUGGUGAAGAGAAUACAAUCUCGAUGGGCCCUCCAUAUAACAAGGCAGAUGACAGCUUCAUCUCAAUGGGUCACAGUCAUUCUUUUAAUAAAGGAGAUGGUAAUUUCAUUUUGAUGGGUCAUAAUUAUAGCAAGAGUGACAAUAGUAUCUUAUCAAUGGGUCAACCGUACGACAAGGGGGAUGGCAAUUUUAUAUCAAUGGGUCAAUCAUAUGAGAAGGGAGAUAGUAAUACCUCUUAUAACAAGGGGCAUGAGAAUUUUAUUUCCAUAGGUGCAUCUUAUGGUAAAGCAAAUGAGAAUUUCAUUUCGAUGGCUCCUUCAUAUAUUAAGGGGAAUGAUAAUAUCAUAUCGAUGGGUCCAAACUAUGACAAGGCUAAUUCGAAUGCAGUACCUGUGGGUCCAAACCUUGAUAAGGGAGAUUCUAGCAAUCUUUCUAUGGGUCAGAACUACAGCAAGGGUGAGAGUAAUACCAUAUCUUUCGGAGGCUUUCAUGAUGAAUCUGAGACUAAUCCCUCUGGUGGGAUUAUUAACAGCUAUGAUUUGUUGAUGAGCAAUCAGAACUCUACUCAGUUGUUGGAAGUAUCUGGCCAGAAAGAUCCAAUUGAAUCUAAUGUGGAUCCAAACAACAUGCCCAAAACUGGUUCUAGGACUGAUAAUGUUUCCAAGAAUAAAGAACCAAAGAAUUCUAAGAAGGCUCCUGCAAACAACUUUCCUUCUAAUGUGAAAAGUUUGUUAUCAACUGGUAUGUUUGAUGGGGUUCCUGUAAAGUAUGUUUCCUGGUCGCGGGAGAAAAAUCUUAAGGGAGUUAUAAAAGGUACAGGGUACCUAUGUUCCUGUGCUGAGUGCAAUCACUCGAAGUCUCUCAAUGCUUACGAGUUUGAGCGUCAUGCUGGUUGUAAGACCAAACACCCUAAUAAUCACAUUUACUUUGACAAUGGAAAGACCAUCUAUGCAGUUGUUCAAGAGCUGAAGAACAAGCCUCAGGAGAUGCUGUUUGAUGCAAUCCAAAAUGUGACGGGGUCUCCUAUUAAUCAGAAAAAUUUUCGUAUUUGGAAAGCAUCAUAUCAAGCUGCUACCCGCGAACUUCAGCGUAUCUAUGGCAAGGAUGAAGUCGCAAUGCCAUCUUGAGAUGAGAAUCUGCCUUUAUAAAGUUUCUGAGGUAGGUCAAUAUGGGAUCUGUGAAUAGCACCACAUAAUACAGCUUAUAGCAAAUACAGACUCAGUUUGGAAUUUUAAUAAUUUAAGCUGUUGGAUGUUUAUAGUUGUUUUGGCUAUUUACUUUUUGUUGGUUAAGACAUUUAAUUUAUUAUGGAUUUUGGAAUGUUCAUAUUCUCAAUUAUGUGAUUGAAGCACCAUAGGUGGUUUAUCCCUA
Ziziphus jujuba (common jujube) is the source of this 2352-nucleotide messenger RNA. RefSeq lists its product as uncharacterized. The coding region runs from base 372 to 2108 and encodes 578 amino acids. The record is from RefSeq and is a predicted model, not a curated record. Lineage: Eukaryota; Viridiplantae; Streptophyta; Magnoliopsida; Rosales; Rhamnaceae. The transcript has 6 exons.